UGAUCGAGGUUUUACAUUCGUGCCGUCGGUUCGCAGAGCAGAGCAGGAGUGGGACGGACUUGGAUGUCAGUCAAGAUCUCCCGAUGCAGCAGUAAACAUCCACAAAUCUCUCCAGCACAUUAAAGGCAACAUGACCAAGAAGCUAUGUGGGACCAAUUACCCGACCAGCAUCUGCUUCAUAGUGGUGAAUGAGUUCUGUGAACGCUUCUCCUACUAUGGCAUGAAAGCGGUGCUGACGCUCUACUUCCUCACCUACCUCCACUGGGACAAGGACCUCUCCACCGCCGUCUACCAUGCCUUCAGCAGCCUCUGCUAUUUCACCCCCUUACUGGGAGCUCUCAUCGCUGACUCCUGGCUCGGAAAAUUCAAGACCAUCAUCUACCUCUCCAUUGUCUAUGUGAUCGGCCAUGUGGUCAAGUCGGUCGGAGCCAUUCCCACUGUGGGAAACAACAACAUGCACAUUGCUCUGUCCAUGGUCGGUCUGAUAUUCAUAGCCUUCGGCACCGGAGGAAUCAAACCCUGCGUGUCAGCGUUUGGAGGAGACCAGUUUGACGAGGAGAACGUCAGCGAGAGGCAGAAAUUCUUCUCCAUUUUCUACAUGUCAAUCAAUGCUGGGAGCCUCUUGUCGACUGUGAUUACACCCAUACUGAGAGGUGAUGUGCAGUGUUUCGGUGGUGACUGCUACGCUCUGGCCUUCGGGGUUCCUGCGGGUCUGAUGGUCGUGGCGUUAGUUGUGUUCAUAGUCGGCAGCGGGAUGUACAAGAAGAACCCUCCCCAGGGAAACAUCCUGUUGGAAGUCUGCAAUUGCAUUGGAUUUGCCAUCAGAAACCGCUGGAGGAGGUCGAAGUAUGAACCCCAGAGGAAGCACUGGCUGGACUGGGCUGAGGACAAGUACUCGAAGCGUCUGAUCCAGGAGAUUAAGAUGGUGCUGCGGGUUUUGGUGCUCUACAUCCCGCUGCCGAUGUUCUGGGCUCUGUUCGAUCAGCAGGGUUCCCGUUGGACACUUCAAGCCACGAGGAUGAACAUGGCUUUUGGAGAUUCCUUCAAUGUUCAGCCCGACCAGAUGCAGAUGUUGAACGCUCUGCUGAUUCUCGUAUUCGUGCCCGUCUUUGACCUCAUCAUAUAUCCGCUGGUCGCCCUCUGCAGAAUCAACAUCACGCCUCUGAGGAAAAUGGCCAUGGGGAUGAUUUUUGCAGCGCUGGCCUUCUGCGCGGCCGCACUGGUGGAGGUGAACGUCGUGAAAACUGUGGUGGAUCCUGCACCUGAAGGGAGCUGUCUCCUGCAGGCCUUCAACCUGGUAGAAGGUAAUGUCAGUGUGAAGAUCCCUGACAGCGACCUGUUUCCAGACCCCAUCCGAUACUGUCAGGACCCUCCUGAGUAUGAAACGCUUCCACUGGGGGCGUCCAGCAAGGAACUGAUCAUUGAAGUCACCUUAGAUGGAACAACUUCAAGGUGUAACCAGACGUUUGAACAAGAAAUGGCCUACAGUCUCAUCCUGUACCCUGAAAGUAAAGAGAUCCGGUGCAAACUCGUGGAAGACUUCAUAAUGAAAGAUACAGAAGGGAAUCCUCUUCUCAGGUUCCUCAACACACAAGCAGAAGCUCUAAACCUGACUGUGGGAGCUGUGACCUUCCACGUGCCCUCUGGUUACACCAUGUCUGCUAACAAGACUGUGGACCGGGGAGAAUACUCAGAUGUCACAUGCAGCCCACAGACAGAGAAUUGCUCUCAUCUUGACGUGGGCCUGCUGGACUUUGGAGCUUCCUACACCGUCAUACUCACUGAGGAACUGGGUAAAAUUGUGACUCACAGGAUGGAAGAUGUGAAGGCCAACGAUGUGCACAUUGCCUGGCAGAUCCCCCAGUACAUCCUCAUAACUGCUGGAGAGGUCAUGUUCUCCAUUACCGGCCUGGAGUUCUCCUACUCACAGGCUCCGGCCAACAUGAAGUCAGUCCUACAGGCAGGCUGGCUGCUCACUGUUGCAUUUGGGAAUGUGAUCGUGUUGAUCGUUGCGGAGGGGGCGGGACUGGAACAGUGGAAAGAGUUCCUGCUGUUUGCCGGCCUGCUGUUGGCCGUCUUCAUCAUCUUCUCCAUCAUGUCCUGCUUCUACACCUACGUCGACCCCGAUCAGAUGGACAAGAUUUACCUGGAGGACUCAGGGAAGGAGGAAGAUGAUGAUGACAACAUGAAGAAAAAAUCUAAUGAGGUGCAAAUGAACAAAAGGGGGAAGAGCACCAGAUUGUAAUUGUGCCGCCAAUGUCUUCACUGCAGCUGAUUAGAUUUGGCUACAAAAGGUGAAGUAUUGGAUCAGUUAGACACGCAGCUAUCAUGUGAAGGUACCGUUUUUAAUUCAGUUUCUUGUCAUGUUUUUGUUUUAAGGUACUUUUUGUGAAAAUGAAGCACUGAGAUGUGAUUGUCGGGACAUUUUUUGUGGUUGGAAGCGCAGUAUUUGUUUGUGACAUCAUUCAAUGUAUUCUCUGAAACCUUUAACACUCCAGUCACUUCAAGAUUUAUAAGCUGAGAACAGGAAUGAAUUUUUCCUAAAUCAGACUGAAUACAUGACAUAGUGUUUAAGACAGGCACAAUAUUGUGUGACUUCCCACAGCAUGAUCAAUAGUGUUAUUACAAAUGAAUGUCAGAUAUUGUAUUCUGUAUAUAUUUGUUGCGUAUUAACUGCAUGUCAGAACGUUUUAUUUUCUACGAUGCUGAAUAAUAACUAGAGACCAUCUUGUAUGGGAUCACACCGGUCACACUAACAAACAUCUGUCCACAGAUGUGCACACCUGCAAAAGUACACAAAUCGCCUGCACUAGGUGUCUCCAGAACCACAUUUUGCCACGAUGACACACAUAUAGACAAUACCAGCCACACGCUGGUAAUUAUAACCUACACGGCCUGACAGCACAUGUUGGAGAAGUGGUUAAGUUUACAUUGUGCGCCUAUAACAAUGAUAUUAAAGGAAAAUAGUUAUUAGUGGUGUGGCACAUCGUAAGCCAAUAAUUAAAAAUUCAGCAUAUGUAUUACCCAUGUAAACCAUUUAUUGUGAUUUACCUUAUUGGUCCUUCAGUUGCAGGCGGGGAUUGUUAUGAAUAGAUCCAUAUUAUUUGCUUCACAAUGUUUCUUUAUCUUCUGGUUUGAGUUUUAGAAAAAACAAAGUUUGUGACAGAGUCCUUGAAUACAUCACCAAGAAAAACAGUGCCUGCUUGCAACUGCAUUGACAUACAGUACUUUAAAAUAGUAAUAGAAAGUUUCAAGUCUUUGAAAGUUGAACUGAAACCAGUUAUUGGCCUGCAAGUGGGAAAUCUAAAAAUUGUAUGAAAAAAAAAAAAAAGUCAGUAUUGUAUUGUGUAUUUUUCAAUACUGGAAAUACUUAACUUUUUCACCGAAGACAUUUUUGACAUGUCGCAGUAAGAAAAGAACAGGUAUAAAUAAUAAAAUUCAGCUGCUCCGGUUUUUCGGGGUCCUGGUAUUGUUUAUGCAGGUUCACUGUCACACUGUCAUGACUUCACCAGGACACUCGAAUAGAACAGAGCCAUUGUUAAUGUUGUUAGUAACACCUGAGCCUUUUCUACAGUGACAAGUCAAAUGUUUAAAUUAUGCUGCUCCCUAUUCUGUAAAAAAAAGACUGUUGUGAUGCUAAAACUUUUUUUUUUUUU
Seriola dumerili (greater amberjack) is the source of this 3656-nucleotide messenger RNA. RefSeq names its product solute carrier family 15 member 2-like (gene slc15a2). The record is from RefSeq and is a predicted model, not a curated record. Bases 131 to 2245 code for a protein of 704 amino acids. Gene Ontology annotation, cellular component: membrane. The transcript has 22 exons. Lineage: Eukaryota; Metazoa; Chordata; Actinopteri; Carangiformes; Carangidae. Gene Ontology annotation, biological process: transmembrane transport; oligopeptide transport. Gene Ontology annotation, molecular function: dipeptide transmembrane transporter activity.